AUGGCAGCGGCAGCAUUGAUUCCUGACUUCAUUGUCGGACCACCUCCGACCGGACAGCAGGGAUCUCCAUUGUUCCAGUUUCAAGAAACUGCCGGUCAAAUUGGCGCCCACUCAUUUGCGCCUGGACACCAAUUGCGGUGGAGCGAAAGAACCAUUCUUUCGCGAUUGAAGGAUGCAUUGGCUCUCUUCUACACGCACAUUGCGAUGAUUGGGUCAGUAUUGGAACUUAAUCGAUGGAAGGUGACAUUGAUUGAGACUGCUCAGGCGAUUGUUCAUUACGGAGAAGUUAUAUUGGCCGAAGGCUUGGUGCACAUGGGUUGCGAGGCCAUGUUGCAGAUUGCUGACUCAUUGCAAGCCGCCAUCACGGCAUUGUGCAAACAAUUGUCAAAGUGGAAUCAGCGUAUUCCAAUGUUCGAAUUGCCACUGGGCUGGUUCCCUCACAAUCGAUUUGUGAAGGUAUAG
Messenger RNA from Symbiodinium sp. CCMP2592, 462 nucleotides. NCBI's taxonomy places the organism in Eukaryota, Dinophyceae, Suessiales, Symbiodiniaceae. The record is from the annotation of a GenBank genome assembly.